Molecule: messenger RNA, 348 nt
Organism: Mitosporidium daphniae
Lineage: Eukaryota; Fungi; Microsporidia
Exons: 2
Coding region: 1-348 (115 amino acids)
Source: RefSeq, a predicted model, not a curated record
AUGUAUGGCCUGAACAGCCGUGCAGGUCACUUAGCUGGCAUCUUUGAAAACAACGAUCAAACCUAUUCUGUAGAAAAUUCUCGUCCCUUCAUCCCUACCAAGGAAACACACGCAAAUGAUGAUCAUCAUGGACAUGCUGAACACAAUCCAGAUGUUUACCACUUUGAAGUUAACGGUCCCCAAGAUCAUUUCCAACCCUCGAACUUUGGCUUUAAAGGUGAUUUUGUUCGUGGGCAUUUGCAUGGCUGCACCGCUCGGGUCCAUUGUCUUUCAAAGGUAAGCAAGACUGCAUUUCCACCAUUUAUAGCAAUCGUACUUGAUAUGUCCGAAAAAUCAAUAAAUCAAUAA